AUGUCCGAUGCAACUGCUUUUCAAGAAUCAUCCUCUGAUGAUCGACGUUUCCUUCAUUAUACAAUGAAAAUAACCGACCGUUUGGCCACGAAGAACUUCUUUUGUAAUAUAUUAGGAAUGAAAAUUCUACGUCAUGAAGAAAUGGACUCUGGUUGUUCCGCUCAGUGCAAUGGUGAUUACGAAUCUCCGUGGUCGAAAACCAUGGCAGGUUAUGGACACGAACAUUCCUUCUUCACAUUUGAAUUGAAUUACAAUUACGACGUUGAGGGUUAUAUAUAUGGGGAUGAUUUAUCUGCAGUAACAAUCUAUAGUCGACAAGCAGUUGCCAACGCUCAGCAAUUUCUCGAUAAGAAGUAUAUUGAGAGCGAUAAUAAAGAAUCGUUGAUUAUUCAUUCGCCCGAUGGUCAUCGGUUUAUUUUAAUUGACGAAGAUAUUUAUCCUGGCCAAGAUCCUGUUCGAUGUCUGUCGCUGAAUGUUUCGGAUUUGAACAAAUCCAAAGAUUAUUAUACACGUUUGUUAAAAAUGAAAAUCAAUGAGAAGGAAUCCAAUGAUAAACAUGUCAAGUUGUACUACGGUUUAACAACAUCGCAGGACUCACAAGUAAAGAGCAAAUCCGGCUUUCUCUUAGACAAACAAUGUCAAUUGCAACUGAACGGAUUGAAUAAACACAUCGAUCGAGGUACUGGCUACGGUAGAAAAGCGUUCUCGUGUCCCAAACAUGACAUCGAUUUGAUCCAAAGUAUGAUGGAAAAGGAAGGAUUCACUGUACUCAUACCAGCGAUGGAAUUAGGAGGCUUAUUGGACUUCAAUAAGCAAAAAGUCGUUAUUUUAUCUGAUCCUGAUGGACAUGAAAUCUGUUUUGUCGGCGAAGAAAAUUAUUUUAAAGGUUGUGAGACUGAUCCUGAUGCGGAGAAAAAAUUUUACAAAGGCUUAGAAAACACACCCGAUGAUCCGAAUAAAUAUCUAAUUGGUGAAGACGAAUCAACUAAACGUACAACAACGUCGUAA
Messenger RNA from Adineta ricciae, 1008 nucleotides. NCBI's taxonomy places the organism in Eukaryota, Metazoa, Rotifera, Eurotatoria, Adinetida, Adinetidae. The record is from the annotation of a GenBank genome assembly.